CUGAUUCUAAGCAGCUUCUGAUGGGGGGGGCGCGGAGGGGCGGGGAGGGGGAGAAGGUGGGGGGCGGGAAUCUACAGGCCGGAGCCGCCUGCUAGGAGCGCACCGCGCGGCCCCGCCAGGCGCAACGGGGCAGCUGUUUAACGCGCGCCUCCGGGAGGAAAGUGGCAAGCGGAUCCCAGGGGCCUCCCGGAAGGCCGGGGAAACGUCCCAUUGCCGAGAGGGCACCCAGCACCCCAGGCAGGCUCAGGAAGACCAGCCCAACACAACAAAGCGGAAGAGCGCCCGGGAGCGCACGGAGGAGGCUCGGCCGCCGGCCGCGGUGGGCGGCGGGGCGCGUCCGGCCCCAGCUGCCUCCGCGAGCCCCGGGCAUGGCAAGUUUAUCAACUGCGGGCUCCGCGGCCAGCGCCUUGCUGCCCCCGAAGUGACAGCACUGCAGGGUCUGCCCAUCCCGGCCCCGACCUACUGCAAGAUGCUCCACCGCCGGCCAGGGAGAAGUUGGCUGUGGCCCGACUGCAGAGAGAAGUUGCCCAGAGAAGAAGUGAGGGGGCCAUGCAUGAGAAGCUGAUACAUGAAUUGGAAGAGGAGAGACACUUGCGUCUUCAGAGUGAGAAGCGCUUGCAGGAGGUGACACUGGAAUCUGAGCGCAACAGAAUUCAGAUGCGCGGCCUGCAGCAGCAGUUCUCCAGGAUGGAAGAAACAGUACGAAAUCUACUACAGAGUCAAGGACCUCCAGAACAGAAAAAAGAAGAAACUGUUAAUAUAAUGGUCUAUCAGGAAAAACUGUCAGAAGGAGAGCGAAAGCACAAGACAGCUUUGGAAGGCCGUCACGUGGUGCCGGAUGAGGACGCGAGGAGUGAAAGCAGCAGUGCGGACGAGGGGCAGAAGACCAGAUGGCUGCUCGAAAGACUGAGAGCUCUAGAGGCAGAGAAUUCAGCAUUGGCUUUGGAAAAUGAAAAUCAAAGGGAACAGUAUGAGAGAUGUCUUGAUGAGGUAGCCAACCAGGUUGUGCAAGCUCUGCUCACUCAAAAGGAUCUGAGGGAGGAAUGUGUAAAGUUGAAAACAAGAGUGUUUGAUUUGGAACAACAGAACCGAACGUUAAGCAUCCUCUUCCAACAGCGAGUCAGACCAACUUCUGAUCUCCUCCUCCAGAAACUUCACUCACGCAUCUUAGAUCUUUCAUCCGGGGAUUUACUCUCAGAUGUGGAAAGAAGCCAGAGUCUGACGCACUCACGAACUGAUGUUGAAAUGCAUGGCUGCCAGCUGAACACAAAAGCAGGAACCCCUGCUUUGAAAUGCCCUGGCAUGGGCAUUGCCGUCUCUGGUCACCUCUGCCCUCGAAGCAGCUACAGCAGCAGUGAGCUGUCUCUCUCCAGCACUUGCAGCGAGUACUCCAGCGGCUCCUCCUACACGUGGCGUGAUGGAAAGAACCUAAGGAAAAGGCAGUCAUCACAAAAUUGGGACAAAAGGUUAAGUAUCGACUCUUCGCUCCCGAGUGGCUUUGCUAGUCCUACAGAUGAACUACCUCCGACUCGCAUCAAGGAAAGCCACAUUUUGGAAGGACUAAGAAAGCUCCAGAAGCGCAAAGUGUUACUUGAACCCCCAUCAGUGAUAACCAAAUGGGGUUAUAAAGAUUGCAUGAACUCCAAUGAAGGAAUCUAUUCUCCAGGAAUUAAAAGUAGCAGCCUGAAGGAAUAUCCACCCUGCAAACCCACAGACACAGGGAGCCCCUGCACGGAUCCCCACAAGGCGUUUGUUUAUGACAUGGAUUCUCACGACGAGGCUGAUGAGGACGCUUCCUCCUUAGCCUCGGUCCAAGUGGUUCCAAACCAGGGCUGCAGGCUACACAGUUGUAAAUUAACCCACAGUGUCUCUGACAGCCUCUUUGGCUGGGAGCUGAAUGGCAAACACUGUUCAGAGGUCACUUCCUCAGUCUACUCCAGGGAGAGGCCUGAGAAGCUGACCGGCUGUGCCAGCAACUGUCCCUUGGAGCAGAAGCUGUGCCCAGGCGUGCAGGGGCCUCGGGUACAGAGAGAGAAGGUCUCACCCAGCCAGGGCUGCCAGGCGCUCAGUCUCCAGCCCUCAGAGGCCGAUGACGCGGAGACCCUGGAUGAGCUGCACAUCGAGAGCAGUGAUGAGAAAAGCCCCUCAGAUGCGUCUGCAGCCGCGGACACCGACCGGUCCAUGGAGAGCCUGGACAUCCUCACGGGGUUUGAAAAGUCUUCACGUGGGUCUCCUGAGGAGGAAGAAAACCAAGCACCCGUCCAUUUAGAGAGCAGGCCAAAGACGUUCAGUUUCAUUAAGCAGCAGAGGGUUGUAAAACGGACUUCCUCGGAAGAAUGUAUUACUGUGAUAUUUGAUGCAGAAGACGGCGAGCCCAUUGAGCUCAGCUCUCACCAGACUGGCCUUGUUACUGUGACCAGAAAGGAGAUUUCCAUCCGUCAGGCCCCUGCUGGGCCCCAGAUGGAACAUGCUGAACUUUCACCUCAGGGAAUUGCUCAUUUACAGCCAGGGGCUGCGGCUAGAGACUACCCUUUUUUAAAGAGGUCUGAAGAGGAGACUGAAAGAAACAUUCCACAGGGUGAGGUAGAUGAUACAGCCAUGGCACCUGCUGUGUCUUUCCACCCCAGGACAGUGACGCAAAAUACUCAAAGACGGGCCAAACCGACACAUGUCACAUCAUGCCAGAGUCAUUCUAGGUCAUCUGUGGGCACAGGCAUCUGUCAGAAGAAAAGUCUGACAAAAAUACCUACCAGAGGCAAGCCUUCACCUCAGAAAUCAAAAGUAAGGGAGCCUGAAGCCUCCCUUGUGAUGCCCUCAACUGGCCCAGUGACUCUUGAGAAAUCACCAGCUCCAGGGAAACUCUCACAGUUCAAAAAGACUGAAGGUCCAGCUCCCCUUUUUGACUUGCAGCCAGAUUCACACAUUCCAAAACCCCCCACCCAGCUUCCUCACGGCUCCAAGAUGUCCAGCAGAAGGGAUUGGAUCCAGAGCUCCAAGAGUCAGAUUCUAGCAUCACAGUUGCUGUCCAGGCCCCCCACUGAGCGGAGUGACGAUGGAGAGCCCCCCACGAGGGAUAAACACUGUGACCCAGGGCCAGAGCCUGGGGUGAAAUCACCCUCCCCACCACCCCCUCCAGGCAGGUCGGUCUCCCUACUCAUCAGGCCCAGUUAUGACUUUUUGCCGCCACCUUCAUCUGCCAAAUCCGAAAGCAGGGUGCCCAACGAGACAGCAAGAGUGGUAUUGAAAUCGCCCCCUCUGAAAGGAUCCUCUGCUCCUGCUAUUUAUUUUAACCAGACCCUGACAGAUGUGCAGGGGAAGAAACCAUCUGUGGCCUUCAAAAAGCCUGUCUUCACUCCCUCACCACCCUCAGCAGAAACAGCAAUCCUGAUGAGAUGCCCUGCUCACAGCCCCUCCAGCUCAUUUGCUGUGAUGGUCCCGGAGCCCCCAAAAGUCUCUUCAAAGAGAAAUACCCCCAGAGCCCCACCUCACCAAGCACGUGGGACCACACAGAACCACACAGGGUUACAGACUCCCAAGAACUGUGCUUCCCCCCGUGAGCCACUGGAAAUACCGUCCUCCAAAGGUAUACCUCCAGGGAGAAAAGAACAGUUGAAUGGCAAUGUCUCUGCAUCCUCCACGCCUUCCUUCUUAGGGGUAAAUGAGUCACCAUCAUCUCAGGUUAACAGUCCCUUAUCAUCAUCAUCCUCCAAAAGCCAUAACCCCAUGCAUGGGUGUCAGAACCUUCAUGAGAGAGGACUGAAAACUCGCCUCCCAGUUGGGCUCAAAGUUUUCAUGAAGUCUCCCCAGUUGCUCAGGAAAAGUUCCACAGUGCCAGGGAAACAUGAAAAAGACAGUCUAAAUGAAGCCUCGAAAACCUCCGUGGCUGUGAGCAAGGCUAAGCCAGGGGCCUCCAGAAAUCCAGCCAGCCUUGAGGCCACAGGAGGGGAAAGAAAUGCUUCUCCAGUGGGUUUACCGGCGCAGGAGAGUUUGGCCGAAGGGCUUCCCCUGGAAAGAGCAAUGCCAGAGUCGCUGGAAAAUAGCAUGCCUGGGGCUGAUAGAAAAGAUGGAGUAGAAAACAGGUCUGUGAAAAGAUCCCUGUCCUCCAGCAAACCACACCUGAAACCAGCUCUAGGCAUGAAUGGAGCCAAAGCCCGCAGCCAGAGUUUCAGUGCUCACUCAGGGGAAAAGCCCCCCACGCCCCCCACAGAAGGGCUGGGCAAAGUCCGGACUCAGAUUAUUACCAACACCGCUGAGAGAGGCAAUUCCCUUACCCGGCAGAGCUCCUCCACCGAAGGCUCCCCCAGCAAGACUGCGUCUGGCCCUGUGUCUGAUGGGCUCCCCAGCUCUGGGCGGCCCCUGGGACAUUCUUCCCCUAGGCAGGGUUCCUUGGGGAGCACAGGCAGCUCCAGCAGCCAGCACGGGAGCCCAAGCAAGUUGCCUUUGAGGAUCCCUCCAAAAUCCGAAGAGCCCCUCACCCCAGCUGGAACAGAAGAGCAGCAGGCCUACGCCCAGGGAGAAGGCCCCAGGGCGACUGUACCUGAGGGGCCAGGCAGUGACCACUGCAGGUGCCCACUCACCCCAGCAGAUAGCUCAGGAGGCCCACAGAGUCUGGGGAGAACACCACAUCCCAGUAAUUUCACAGCAAGCAGGACCUCCAAGCUAGAAACUUCUGGAAGGUAUCCAGACGCUUCUGCAACCAGGGCCGGUGUCGUAAGCCCAGAAGCCCCCCUCUCACCCACAAUUGAAGAAAAGGUCAUGUUGUGCAUUCAGGAAAAUGUGGAAAAGGGCCAAGUGCAAACAAAGUCCACCUCUGUGGAAGUGAAGCCGAAGCCGGGGCCUUCUUUUGCCAGCUGGUUCGGUUUUCGGAGGAGCAGACUCCCGGCUCUCAGUAGCAGGAAGAUGGAUGUCUCCAAAACCAAAGCAGAAAAGAAAGAUGCAAAAGGUUUAGGGUUUGGAAACAAACAGCUGAAAUCAGAGAGAAAGAAAGAGAAAAAGAAGCCUGAGCUACAGUGUGAGAUGGAAGAUGAACUUCACAGGGACAUCGAGUUGGCAGAGGGUCCAGACAGUGGUUUGCAAAACAGAAAUAACCUGAAAACACUGCCAGACAUUUAUGACCAAGUGAAGUUUGAAUCAAGAAAUAGACCCAGCCCUGUUCCAUGUUCAGCGAAAGAUACCUUUAUGACAGAACUUCUGAACAGAGUUGAUAAGAAAGCAGCUCAACAGACAGAAAGUGGAUCAAAUAAUGUCUCCUGUAGAAGUGUGUUAAAGGGCAGCUCCCAGCGCUCCUGUCUCACCAGCGGCUCUCUCAGCACUCAAGGAAACAACAAGAAAAACAUCAAAACCAAAGCAGAUAUGGAAAUACCAAAAGGCUCCCUGAUAAGAGAGGCAAAUGAACACCUGCAACAGAAUGAAGAAGAGACAGUUGCAGAUUCUGCAUUUCAGAGCCACACCAUAGAAACAAACUGCCAGAUGAGGACCCUGGACAGUGGGAUUGGAACCUUCCCACUCCCAGACUCAGGAACUCGCGCAGCGGGACGGUACAUACGCCAAGCAGACUCCCCUGAGGACACUGACCCCAUCCUGUCUCUCCAGCCGGCCCUUUGUGCAGCUUCUUCCGUGAGAGCCCAGACCCUUGAAAGAGAAGUGCCUUCCUCUGCAGAUAGCCAGGGCUCUGCAGACAACGCCAUUGUUCACUCCACAUCCGACCCCAUCAUGACUGCCAGAGGGAUGCGACCUCUUCAAAGUCUCCUCCCCAAACCAGCCUCCUCAGGAAAAAUCAAUUCCCAAAUGCAGAGUGAAGCCGAGCCAAGGUCUCAAAAUUGUUCAUCAUUCGAAUAUGUUGAAAACACAAUGGCGAGCAAGCCACUUCCAGCCUGGGAGGGUGAUGGCGCUGCUGCAGAGACCCAGAAAUUGAAACAAGUUGAAGAAACAAGAGAAGAUCCUGAGAACAGAUUAUGCAAAAUUUCCCUGGAGUCAUUCAAUAAAUAUAACGGCAAUACUGUGAUCUUAUUAGGAAAGGAGAAGAACUCUCUGAACAAGGUUGAAGGACAAAAGGAAGAAAAAGAGAAAACUGAAGAGGCCUCUUUGAGUAGCUCCGAUAGGCCUGGGGUGGACCACCUGGAAUCUUUGAGUGAUUCUUUAUAUGACAGCUUCUCUUCCUGUGCAAGUCAGGGUUCAAACGAUGUAUAAAGUGAGCUGGAAAUUGAGCACUUAAGGAACAGGGGUGGGAGGAGCCGGGCAGGUAGAGAUGACGACACAUGAAGGAUCGCAGUACCAGAGCCUAUGCCGUCAGACUCGGAGCCAGCAGCCCACUGAGCUUACUUCCCUGACAGGGCAAUAAAGAUCGAUUCUAUUUGUUGUGUUCCACAAGGAUUAAAAGUAAACACACCCAGGAUUCAGAAGUCUUAAUUUUGCACUUUUUUUUUUGAAUACUUGUACAGAAGUUGUAAAUUUUCUUGAAAAAGAAAUUAUAUUUGUAGCAAAAAAAAAAAAAAAAAUGCCAGCAAUAAAUUGAAUCAGUGCCAUGCUCUUGAAAUGAUGUCCUAAGUCUUAGAAGUUGAUAAUAUAUUUUUUAAAAAUUCCAAAUCAACUUUUUGUUUAGGUCACUGUCUUAGUCCUCAGAUUGUGGGUACACUCUGUAAAACGAAAACAGGGCCUGCCAGAAAAACAGAGGGCUCUUGUCAUCUCCCUCCCAUAAUCUCAGUUUGAUAGAAACUUUAAUUCUAGUGCAAAUUCCAAGUUGUUGACAGAAAGAUUCAGGUUCUAGCAAGAAGUGUUAUCCUGCUUCUAUUGAAAACUGUAAAGGAACUCAAGUGCGACACUGAUCAGAAGUGAUAUGUAUCAGAAAUGAUGUAGUUCUAUUUUCCCUCCAAUCAUUUCCUUACACCCGCUUCUACUUAGUGGUUCUCUGUGAUUCUCAACAUUAUUUGUUGAUUUUUAUCUUCCUGCUCUUUUGAUUAAAAUCUGAUCAAUCUAUAAAUAAAAGCAGAUUCCUACUUGCAAUGUUCACUUUGUAAAAAAUAAGAUGAUUGGUGCUAUGAAAAAUGCUUACUUUUAAUAUCCUUUUUUUCUACAAAGGCUGUUUAUAUGUAAGGAUAAAUUCUAUUUUAAAGGUUACUGUGUAUUUUUUCUAGAUGUGAACUAUUUAUAAUUGCUUUUGUACAGGAGCUUGUAAAGUAGGCAUAACAAAUAUUUUUAGGAUCUAUGGAUACUUUAGUACACACUUGUUUCUUUAAAGAGUAUUGUAUGAUCAGUGUUAUUUGGUUAAUUUGUGCAAUUUGUUACAUUGGAAUUUUGUUGUCUUAAAAUUGUGUCUUUCAAACUUUUUAAGAUUCUUUUGUUUCAUUGCUAAAUAAACGUCAUAUCACAAUGGCA
Molecule: messenger RNA, 7374 nt
Organism: Cervus elaphus (red deer)
Lineage: Eukaryota; Metazoa; Chordata; Mammalia; Artiodactyla; Cervidae
Gene: NCKAP5
Product: NCK associated protein 5
Exons: 16
Coding region: 550-6189 (1879 amino acids)
Biological process (GO): microtubule depolymerization; microtubule bundle formation
Cellular component (GO): microtubule plus-end
Source: RefSeq, a predicted model, not a curated record